CGUCAUUGAUGUUACCUUCAAUCCCUUCAAUGCGGUUGUUGUUGUGAAAAUUUAUUUAUGUGGAAAGUUAGUAUUUUUCACGAUUGUGGUCGUUAAAUGGCGAUGAAUAAGCCGUCAUUACUGGUGUUUUUGGCAAACAAUAUAAAAUUAUGUCGAGGCGUGAGAACGAAGCCCUCUGAAACCCACCGAACCGAACAGAAACCGAACCAGAAUGAAAAAGUUGUGAAAAUUGCCAUAAUUGGGACCCCUAAUGCAGGAAAAAGUACCUUUAUCAACAACUUGUUGAACCACAGAAUUUGUGCUGCAUCGACAAAAGUGCACACAACACGCACAUCUGCAAGGGCCAUAGGCGUUCGGAACAACUCUCAAGUCAUACUCUUCGAUACUCCCGGUCUAGUGACGGAACAGGAAAUGAAAAAGCAUAACUUAAGCAACGAAUUCUUAACCUCUUGCCGCCGUUCUAUCCAAAACUCGGAUUUAGUUGGAGUAAUUCAUGAUGUUUCGAAUUCGUGGACACGAAGUGAGCUCCAUUCGACCGUAUUGGAUACAUUGCAAACAUACGCUAAUGUUCCAAGUUUUCUGGUUUUGAACAAAAUCGAUUGUUUGAAAUCGAAACGUAUGAUGUUGGAUAUAACCAGAACGUUGACACAGAAUACACUACUUCCGAGAGGAAUAAAAAACCCAAAACUUUACAUGAGAGAGCAGAAGCUGAUCACCUAUGAGGAUAAAGAAAAAAAAAUUGGCUGGCCCGGCUUUUCCGACGUUUUCAUGGUAUCGUCGCUGACUGGUGAUGGGAUGGAUGAUGUAAUGAAAUUUUUACUUCGGCACACAAAGAACCGACAGUGGGAAUACGGUAGCGGAGAAUACACUGAUCAACCCCCUGAAACGUUGAUCGUUGAAGGUGUACGUGCUCGUUUAUUGAGCUUUCUGCCACAAGAGAUUCCCUAUUUGUUAAAAUGUGAAUUAGAAUUCUACAGCACCCACAAAGGACACAUAUUCACUUCGGUUGUAGUAACUUGUCCGACCGAACGAAUCGAACGACUGGUUUGCGGUAAAGAGAAUGGAAAGCUUAAACAAAUUACCGAAUUGGUGACAUCUGAUUUGGUGGAAACGUUUCAAAAACCCGUAUCGCUAACAAUAUCGAUGAGAUCGAAUAAGAAAUCCGAUUAAAUUUGUUAUCUUUGGCUGGUGUGACAAUUUAGAAAAUGCAUUGGUUAUUUAAUAUAAGGAAAUGAAAUGAA
Messenger RNA from Bradysia coprophila, 1241 nucleotides. Its product is annotated as GTPase Era, mitochondrial. The record is from RefSeq and is a predicted model, not a curated record. Gene Ontology annotation, biological process: ribosomal small subunit assembly. Gene Ontology annotation, cellular component: mitochondrial matrix. NCBI's taxonomy places the organism in Eukaryota, Metazoa, Arthropoda, Insecta, Diptera, Sciaridae. Gene Ontology annotation, molecular function: ribosomal small subunit binding; GTP binding; rRNA binding.